CUCCAUAUCCUUGGGGAAACCCAAUUCUAUAAAUUUGUAUAAUUCCCAAUCUAAAAAUUCAACCUUCACCUGAGCUACAAGACAAAUGGCUCAAAAAGUAGCUCUUUUUGUUGUGGUGUUGCUCGUGUCAUCUCUAGACAAAGCUUUUGGAGCAAGAAUUGGAGGGUUUUCAACUAUAUUUGAAAAUAGAUACGAAAUCGAUCGCCAGGUUCCGAAAGGCCCCAACCCAAUUGUGUCACCACCAUCACCAUGGGCUAGCAAUGGAGUUGGAGAUACCCAUGGAUACGAAAUUAAUCGCAAGGUUCCUACAGGCCCCAAUCCAAUUACAUCACCAGGAACACCGGAGGCAGAAAAUGGAGUUGGAUACACCCAUGGAUACGAAAUUAAUCGCAAGGUUCCUACAGGCCCCAACCCAAUUACAUCACCAGGAACACCGGAGGCAGAAAAUGGAGUUGGAUACACCCAUGGAUACGAAAUUAAUCGCAAGGUUCCUACAGGCCCCAACCCAAUUACAUCACCAGGAACACCGGAGGCAGAAAAUAGAGUUGGAUACACCCAUGGAUACGAAAUUAAUCGCAAGGUUCCUACAGGCCCCAACCCAAUUACAUCACCAGGAACACCGGAGGCAGAAAAUGGAGUUGGAUACACCCAUGGAUAUGAAAUUAAUCGCAAGGUUCCUACAGGCCCCAACCCAAUUACAUCACCAGGAACACCGGAGGCAGAAAAUGGAGUUGGAUACACCCAUGGAUACGAAAUUAAUCGCAAGGUUCCUACAGGCCCCAACCCGUUUGUGUCACCACCAUCACCAUGGGCUGCAAAUGGAUUUUGAAUCAUCCCCAAGGAUCCUAGAGGCCUAGGUCAAAUAAUCUCAUCACCUUCUCCGAGAAAAGUGGAUUGAUACAAAAAAAAAUUGAUCUGAAUGUUCUUAGGAGCCUUAACCCAAAAUAUCCAAGUUUUGCUAUGUUUAAGCAGAAUUAGUAACAAAUUGAAAUCUUGAAACAAUGUAUGCUCCAUCUGCCUAUCUCAAUAAACUCAA
Molecule: messenger RNA, 1036 nt
Organism: Phoenix dactylifera (date palm)
Lineage: Eukaryota; Viridiplantae; Streptophyta; Magnoliopsida; Arecales; Arecaceae
Source: RefSeq, a predicted model, not a curated record